Protopterus annectens (West African lungfish) is the source of this 3838-nucleotide messenger RNA. Its product is annotated as guanylate-binding protein 1-like. The record is from RefSeq and is a predicted model, not a curated record. Gene Ontology annotation, molecular function: GTPase activity; GTP binding. The transcript is spliced from 10 exons. Lineage: Eukaryota; Metazoa; Chordata; Ceratodontiformes; Protopteridae. The coding region runs from base 94 to 1824 and encodes 576 amino acids.
AGCUAGUCUGGCACGCCGGUAGCAGUUCUGGCAGGAGCAGUUGAAAGUUAUAUUUUGUUUUUCUGCUGCGAGAUACCGGGUCCUUCUGGAUCAAUGAGUGCUGUGCCGCUGUGGACGGCUCCGCUGCCGCUGGUGGUCAGCGAGGCAGACAUGGGUCUAAAGGUCUGCGAUGAGGCAGUGCGACAGCUGUCGCUCCUUAACACCCCAGUAAGCGUUGUGGCUGUAGUGGGCAGAUAUCGGAGUGGAAAGUCAUUCCUUCUAAACAAGUUGGCUGGAGUGGUGCUGAAGGACAGUACGGAUGGAGGGUUUCAGCUGGGUUCUACUGUGCAGUCACAGACCAAGGGAAUCUGGGUUUGGCCUGUCUCUCACCCAAAUGAUCCUCAUCGCACAGUUAUUCUCAUUGACACAGAAGGACUUGGAGAUAUUGAAAAGGGCAGCAAAGAUCAUGACUGCUGGAUUUUUGUCCUGAGCAUUCUGCUUAGUAGCAUACUGAUUUUCAACACACAGAGCACCAUAAGUCAUGAAGGAUUUGAACAGCUACAUUUUGUAUCAAACAUGACAGACCUAGUGAAAACCAAAGUGCACUCAGACCCUGAUGAAGCAGGUGAGGAUUUCUCUGAAUUCUUCCCUCAUCUAGUUGUGUGUGUCCGUGACUUCAGUUUGAGACUGGAAGUGAAUGGCAAGCCAUUGACAGCGGAUGAAUUCUUAGAACAUUGCCUGACAAAGAGGAAACCUGGAAAGAGUCGAGAAAGCAGGGAAUAUAAUGGACUCCGGGAGAAUCUAGAGUCUUUCUUCAAGAAAAGGAAAUGCUUUGUGUUGUCUCCCCCAGAACUGGGGGACAAAACACAGGAACUUGAUCAGCUUGCAGAUGAUGAACUUAAUGAAAAGUUUGUGGAACAGCUGAAAGCGUUAAGGGACUAUGUCUUUACUUCUGCACGUCCCAAAGUAGUGGAUGGCAUUGCCUUGAAUGGAAAAGCCUGGGUUACUCUUGCAUUAGAAUAUACUGAAGCAUUAAUGAGUAAUGCUAUUCCUUGUAUUGAAAGCUCUCUGACUCGGAUGACAAAAGCUGUCAAUGAAGAAGCAAAAAAGGAGAGCAUCAACGUUUAUGACACUGGUAUGAAAUCAAAACUACAGAGGCUUCCAGUCAGCAUGGAAAAAGUACUGGAAUGCCACGAACGAUAUAUGAAGGAGGCUCUUACAGAGUUUGCAAAGAGGUGUGUUCUGGACAAGGAAAAGCAUUAUGCACGAGAAGUUAAUCUCUUUUUGGAACGGCAGCUCCAGGAGUGGACCAGGAAGAAUGAGUCUGAAUCUGAGUUAUUCUGUCGGGACUUGCUAAGAGUGGAGAGGAGGCCUCGCAAAGAGUUUCUUAAAGCAGGUGGUCACAAGGAGUUUACAGCAAUGAUAAAUAAGAUCCAGAAAACAUAUGAGGCAACAUCCAACAAAGGUCCGAAGGCUUGUGAAGUAAUGGCUCGUUUUAUGGAAGAGGUCAACCUUGAAGAGCAGGAAAUACUUAAAGUUGAUAAGACUCUUACAGAAAUGGAAAGGAAAUGUCGAAUACAGGAAGCUGACCGUAGAAUGGCUGAAGAAGAAAAAAAGGCAAUGCAAGAAAAAGUGAACAGACUUCAGGCAUCUUUUGAUGCACUUACCAAACAGUAUGAGGAAACAGUUCAAAUUCUAAUUGAGAAACUGAAUGAAAUUGAACAGGAGACUGAGACGCAUGGCAUGGCAUUUGAAAUGCUGCAGUCUGACAUAAGCAACUUGCAGCACAGACACCCAAGAAACACAGAGGAUGUGCCUCCGCCUCGGACAUGUAACAUCAUGUGACAGAAGGAUGACCUCAAGAACACAGUUUUUAGAGCCAAAGUAGUUGAAUAGAAUUAUCAUAUUCCUCAGGUUUUUAAGUGUCAUAUGAACCUCAAAUAAGCAUGUUUUAUCUUUUGCUAAAACUGGAGUGAUGUAAAUUUUAACACAUUACAAAUCCAUGUAAUAAUACACCUAAUGGUAGCCAAUGUGUGUAUAGGUCAAAAGAGGAAUGUUGACAGUGUUUAAGGUGCAUACAAGACAAACAUUAUGCUCACUGAAUCUUGUCUAGGUCUUCAGUGAAAUGCUUAAAAGGUUUUGCGCUGUACCUGCAUUUUCUCCUUGUUUUACUUUCUGGUAUUGUAUCAUCCAGUAAUGCUGUUUAAGUCAUUCUUUUAUUUAUGUUAUUUUAUUGUUAAUGUUUAUACUUGCUAUUGGAGUUAGACUGUUAAGCAGAAUGGAGGAUAAGAUUGUACCAUACCAGCAUAGCAGCUCAGAGGUUGCACAGGAGAGGUAAAGAUAGCCCAUUACCCAGAAUGCUGCUGGCCCAUGUAACAGUUGGUACAUUUUACCCCUAAUUUCCCUGUCUGUGCUGCUGGCAUCCAGUGAAGAUUUGCAAUUUUUACAAAAAGAAAGCCUCCAAAUGCUGUUGAUGGUAACAGUAAAUGUGUGUAUGCAUCGUUGUACCUUUGCAUUCCUUGGAGGUGCACAAUGGAAAGAACAGCUCUUGCAGAAACAUUGCAGACUGAACACUCCUUCCUGCCAGUGGGUAUGUCCCAAUGUAAAUAACAGCAGUAGGCAGUACAGCAAUAUAAAUUUAGCAUGAUAAACAACAAAACGAAUAAAUGCUAAAGAACAAAAAUAAUAUAGAGUGAUGCAUUAGAUAUUAUCCAUUUGCAGCACUGAUUAUCCAAGUCUGGAAAUAUAUUUUGAUGUCAGGAUAGCUGAUUGGUGAGAGAAAUGCUGGACAUGCUUCAACUGAGUGAAGAGAAAUAGGGUAUCACAUAGUAUUCCAGCAAAUUUUACUACCUAGAGUUACUUCUGCAUCCUGGGAUGGAGGUGAGCUUCUUCCAUGCCUUUUCUACCUCCUUCAUUUCAAAAGGUAGUCUAAUGGGUAAAAAUCAUAGUAAGAGUAAAAAAAUAGUAAACUUUUGUUUCUCUCCUGACUGAAGCAGACUCCAUGUCACAGCUUUUUGUGUACUAGUUUCUUUUUAAUCUUGUUGUCUCAUUAACUAUUAAUGUUGACAGGUUGGUGUCACCAGCUGCAAAUGUUAAGUUAACCUGAUGUGGUACCAUGGUGGGUAAAAGUUAAAGCUGUUUGUCUAACAGAUGCAGGAUUCCAGGAAAUGUUCUUUACUGUACUCCAUUUACUGUCUGUUGGAAAGCUGCAUGUCUUUCUUGAGAGCACUCCAUUUUUUCCAGAACCCACUCCCCAAAACCGUUGGUGGAUUGGAGAUUAUAAAAUGUUCCUGUAUGUGUCAUUUACCCUUGUUCACAUCGCCCAGAUCAUGGAUGAAGAUGGUUUGCUCACCAGAAGUGCCUGUUUUUCGUUAGUGGAUGAGUAUAUCAAUUUACCAUUUCACUAAUCCUGUUUGUUAAUCAAGUAAAUAAACAAAGGAUACAUAAUCAUUAAGCAUCAGUGGAUAGGUGGAGAAGAAUCUGCUGUCAUCAAAAAUACUUUUUAGCAGGUACGUUCUGAAAUUAUGCAAGCUGUUCAGUUACUAUUGCUUGUAGGCUUCAUUUUAUAGGUUUUUAUAUUGUAUUUAAAUAUAUUCAUAGUCUGCAUUAUUUUAUGAGUGGUGGGAUUUUUUAAUCUUUUUUAUUCUAGAGAAAAGGACUAUAUUCACAGAAAUGUUAUGGCACUGUGAAAGCUGAAAUGUGAAUUACUACAAUAAUAUGCUAUGAACUUGGAAAGCUAUUAUUUUAUGUACCUGUGUUUGAUUAGACCAUUUCAGACUUUUUCAUUGGCUAAAAUCACAGUAAGCUUGAAAAAUGUACUUUUAUUGUGAAUAUUAAAAUUAAUUUUUGGUUAAAUUGA